This is a messenger RNA of Seminavis robusta, 2088 nucleotides long. NCBI's taxonomy places the organism in Eukaryota, Bacillariophyta, Bacillariophyceae, Naviculales, Naviculaceae. The record is from the annotation of a GenBank genome assembly.
AUGAGCAGCUCCGCUGCUCUGGGUGCUGACAGGAUUGGUUGCCGCCCACAGGAGAGAAACGGAGAAGAUGGUCUGGUCAGUCUCAAGCAAGAUGUCAAACAAGCAACCGAACAGGAGGUGCCGUCCAAGACCAACCAAACCGUGUUACCACCUCCAGGUGAUACUGUCGUGGUUACCAGGAUGUAUCACGGCAGCAGCAUCAAGCAAGAUGAUGAUGUCAAACGAGCUAAUCAAACGAAAGGCCAGCACUCCGAGGGCAUGACAAAUCAAACAGAGUCACCACCACCAAGUUCUCCUGCCAUUACGACGACUAACCGAAGGAAUCAAGGAAGCGAUAUCUUCAAUCCUAUUGGCGACAUUCAGUCUCUGCCGUCGCCUCCAAGCCUUGCGGUUUGUCCUGCGGAGCGUGGACCCGGUGCCUUCCAUGUGAGUGGCUCUUAUUUGUCUUCUGCGAAUACCAGUAGGCAACUACAACGAGAACCUCUUCCACACAUGGAAACUGCUGCUGCCAAUGUGGUCAUGGAUAGCAUGAAUACCUUGGCAGUGGCCAACUUGGUCAUUGAAAAGGAUCUGCAGCCAGCCAUUCCCGAAGAUGUUGUUGCUGCUGCUGCUAGAAAGAGACAAGAAAGUAACAAGAACAUCAAGAAGUAUGGUUGUCUUGGAGCAAUAUGCCUCGUUGCCAUUCUCGUGGUUGUUGUUACUCUUUCCGUGAGAGGAAACAACCCAAUGGAUUCCACACUCAUGCCAACAAUGGCACCAACAAGCCCUCCGUCCCAAGCUCCAACAACUCUUGCGAGCUCUCUGCUGACUUUGCUUCCAGAUGAGACUGUUCGUGCCAUAGCCGAUGAUGAAGAAUCGUCCCAAUCCAAGGCUUGGCAAUGGCUCCUCCAAGACUAUGAGUUGCUGCCUUACUACAAGAAUGCUCGAGUUGUCCAAAAGUUUGCCCUCGCCACAUUGUAUUAUGCAACAGAAGGUUCAAACUGGGCAGUUAAAACCAGCUGGCUCAAUCACAGUAUUCAUGAAUGUGACUGGUACAACAGACCUGACUAUGCAAUGAUGAAUACACUUUCACAUGUGUAUCCUGGAUAUCUUAGGGGUUUCUUUCCAUCUACAGAGCCACCACCAAAGACAUGUGACGACCAGGGCCUCUAUCAGCAUCUUUGGCUUGAUCAAAACAAGUUGGCAGGUUCCUUGCCAACAGAGAUCUACCUACUUUCAACCCUCAAGACACUUUCUCUUGGAUACAAUCAGGAGAUUCGGGGAACCAUCUCUAGUCACAUUGGACAGCUCAGAUCUUUGGAAGGGCUCCAUAUGACAAUGCUACAAGAUGCUGGACAGAUACCUUCCGAAGUUGGUCUGCUCACCGCAUUGAGACACAUUGGGCUGAAGGAAAACAACCACCAAGGGCAUAUUCCAACGGAGCUAUGGCUACUUACAAACUUGGAACAACUAUUCAUGAGUGACAACCCUGGUUUGCAUGGUAGCAUUCCAGUGGAAAUUGAAAACUUUUCCAAUCUGGUUUGGCUUGUCUUAUGGGAUGGUUCUCUCACUGGGUCCAUCCCCACAGAGAUUGGGAAAGCAAGUUCUCUUGAAUAUAUUGUCUUGUAUGCAAACAGAUUGUCAGGAAGUCUUCCCAGUGAAUUGAUGCAGCUUCCAAAGCUGCAGUUGCUAUCACUGUUCGAAAACUCUUUCCAAAGCACAAUCCCUACAGAGCUAGGUCAAAUAUCUGGUCUGGUUCUGUUUUCAGUUAGGGAUAACCAGCUCACUGGUACAGUGCCAAGUGAACUCGGCCUCCUUACCAGACUUGCCUUCACUCUCAACCUACGUAGCAACCAACUCUCAGGAACCAUUCCUUCAGAGCUUGGGCUCUUCUCAGGGCUGGCAGAGCUAGAACUCAGAGACAAUCAUUUCACCGGCCAGAUUCCCAGUGAAUUUGGUCAGCUGAAGUCCAUGGGCCACCUGACGUUUGCAGGAAAUGAUCUCUCUGGGACCCUGCCGGAAGAGCUUGGAGCUCUACAACAGUCCCUUCAUACUUUGAGGAUGGAGGACAACCCACAGCUGUAUGGGUCCAUUUGGUUUGUCUUUUGA